AUGGCAAGUGACGAGUCACAAAUCAACCUCCACGGAUAUAAUGUGGUGACUAUUCUCAAGAGAUUGGAAGCUGCAACCUCUCGGUUGGAAGAUAUAACUGUAUUCCAAGAAGCCCGGACAGCAGAACAAGAGUCCAAUGGAGGUGCAUCAUCCAGUAGUAAUAAAUCUAUAACUGAACAACCUUCCACAGCCGAUUCUAUUAUGAAGGAUACCUCAAUUCCUGUUUCACCAUCAAUUGUGGCCGAAGAAUCAAGUUCUAGGCAAGUUAAAGCUGAACCAGAAGUGGAGUCCAAAGUAAUUGCUAAAUUCAAGGAAUUUCAAAAGGAAUUCAUUGUACCAUUUGUUGAAAGCUCAGAAGCAAUUGAUCCUGUUGUUAAACAAGCUGCUUCAACUUUUGCCGAAGCUUUUGACGAGCAAUUGAGAUUUUUGAAAACAGCUUUAAAGGCUAAGAAACCUGAACUUACAGAUCCUGAUUUUGCCAAAAUCGUUGGUCCAAUCAGUCAAAAAAUUGCUGCAGUUUCUGAAAUCAAAGAUGCAAAUCGUAGUUCUAAAUUCUUCAACCAUUUGAAUACCAUUAGUGAAGGUGCACCAGCUUUAGGUUGGAUUGUAAAUGAUACACCAGUUUCAUUUAUACCUGAAUUCAAAGAUAGUGCACAAUUCUGGUCCAAUAGAAUCUUGAAAGAAUUCAAAGAUAAAGAUCCGGAUCAAGUUGAAUGGGUUAAAAAGUUUUUACAAAUUUUUGAAGGAUUGAAAACAUACGUUAAGGAAUUCCAUACUACAGGACCUUCAUGGAAUGCUCAAGGGAAAUCUCUUAGUGACGUACUUAAAGAACUGACUAGUACAAGUACUGCGGCAUCAGUUGCUUCUGGUGGUGCCCCACCUCCUCCACCACCACCUCCACCACCAAGUAACAUUUUUGAAGAAGAUGAAGGGAAGAGUUCUGGCGAAGGAGGAGCAGGUAUGGGAGCUGUUUUCGCUGAUUUGAAUCAAGGAGUUGAUAUUACCAGAGGAUUGAAGAAGGUUGAUAAAUCUGAAAUGACCCACAAGAACCCUGAAUUGAGAGGGAAAGCUGGUCCCUUACCUCCCAAGAAACCUGCUUCGUUAUCCAAGAAGCCCUCAACCAAAAGUAAACCACUCAAUACCAAUCCACCAAGAAAGGAAUUGGUUGAUGGUAAAACAUGGUUUGUUGAGAACUAUAGUCAAUCUGAUGGACCCAUUGUUAUUGAAUUAGAAAUGAGUCAAUCUGUUUUCAUUGGUAGAAGUUCCAAUGUUACCGUACAACUUAAAGGUAAGGGUAAUUCCAUUACUGUUUCCGGAACCGAUAAGGUUGCCGUUAUAGUUGAUUCAUUAAUUUCAGGUAUUGAUGUGAUUAAGUCCAAUAAGUUUGGUAUUCAAAUCGUUGGAUCAGUACCUAUUAUCAAUGUUGAUAAAUCAGAUGAAGGAACCAUCUAUUUAUCAAAUGAUUCUAUCAAUGCUCAUAUCUACUCCAGUUCUACUACAGCAUUAAAUAUUAAUGUUCCUGUCGCUGAUGACGAUUACCUGGAACUUGCAGUUCCUGAACAGUUUAUGCAUGUUAUCAAGGACGGGAAACUUGUGAGUGAAGUUGUUGAACAUCUUGGUUAG
Molecule: messenger RNA, 1623 nt
Organism: Lizanozyma spartinae
Lineage: Eukaryota; Fungi; Ascomycota; Pichiomycetes; Serinales; Debaryomycetaceae
Gene: SRV2
Product: adenylate cyclase-binding protein
Exons: 1
Coding region: 1-1623 (540 amino acids)
Biological process (GO): regulation of adenylate cyclase activity; cytoskeleton organization
Cellular component (GO): cytoplasm
Molecular function (GO): adenylate cyclase binding; actin binding
Source: RefSeq, a predicted model, not a curated record